Messenger RNA from Lagenorhynchus albirostris (white-beaked dolphin), 2967 nucleotides. RefSeq names its product DLG associated protein 1 (gene DLGAP1). Gene Ontology annotation, cellular component: glutamatergic synapse; postsynaptic specialization. Gene Ontology annotation, molecular function: molecular adaptor activity. The coding region runs from base 1 to 2967 and encodes 988 amino acids. NCBI's taxonomy places the organism in Eukaryota, Metazoa, Chordata, Mammalia, Artiodactyla, Delphinidae. The transcript has 11 exons. Gene Ontology annotation, biological process: signaling. The record is from RefSeq and is a predicted model, not a curated record.
AUGAAAGGGUUAUCGGGCAGCCGCAGCCAUCACCACGGAGUCACCUGCGAUUCGGCCUGUGACUCGCUGUCGCACCACGCAGACCGCAAGCCAUACCUGCUGAGCCCCGUGGAGCACCACCCGGCCGACCACCCCUACUACACUCAGCGUACCUCCUUCCAGGCCGAGUGCGUGGGCCCCUUCAGCGACCCGCUGGCCAGCAGCACCUUCCCGCGCCGGCACUACACCUCGCAGCAGGAGCUGAAGGACGAGUGCGCCCUGGUGCCUCGCACCCUGGCCACCAAGGCCAACCGCAUCCCCGCCAACCUCCUGGACCAGUUUGAGAGGCAGCUGCCUCUCAACAGGGAUGGCUACCACACAUUGCAGUACAAGCGCACGGCCGUGGAGCACCGCAGCGAUAGCCCCGGCCGCAUCCGCCACCUGGUCCACUCGGUCCAGAAACUCUUCACCAAAUCGCACUCCCUGGAGGGGCCGUCCAAGGGCAGCGUCAACGGGGGCAAGGCCAGCCCCGACGAGACGCAGACCGUGAGGUACGGCAAGCGCAGCAAGAGCAAGGAGCGCCGCCCCGAGCCCAAGCCCCGCAACAACGCUUCCCCGGGCUGGUGGAGCUCCGAAGACAACCUCGACGGCGACAUGUGCAUCUACCACGCCCCCUCGGGCGUGAUGACCAUGGGCAGGUGCCCCGACCGCUCGGCCUCCCAGUACUUCAUGGAGGCCUACAACACCAUCAGCGAGCAGGCUGUGAAGGCCUCCCGGAGUAACAACGAUGUCAAGUGCACCACCUGUGCCAACCUGCCCGUCACCCUAGACGCGCCGCUGCUGAAGAAGAGCGCCUGGUCCUCCACGCUGACCGUGAGUCGAGCCCGAGAGGUUUACCAGAAAGCCUCGGUUAACAUGGACCAGGCCAUGGUGAAAUCAGAGUCGUGUCAACAGGAACGUUCCUGCCAGUACCUUCAGGUCCCUCAGGAUGAAUGGACAGGGUACACCCCUCGAGGUAAAGAUGAUGAAAUUCCCUGCCGCAGAAUGCGGAGCGGCAGUUACAUCAAGGCCAUGGGAGAUGAAGACAGCGGGGACUCGGACACCAGCCCCAAGCCUUCUCCCAAAGUUGCUGCGCGAAGGGAAAGCUAUCUCAAGGCUACUCAGCCAUCCCUUACAGAACUCACCACACUCAAGAUCUCCAAUGAGCACUCCCCCAAACUCCAGAUCCGGAGUCACAGUUACUUGAGGGCGGUCAGUGAGGUCUCCAUCAACCGAAGCCUAGACAGCCUUGACCCUGCGGGCCUGCUCACAUCACCAAAGUUCCGCUCCAGGAAUGAGAGCUACAUGCGAGCCAUGAGCACCAUCAGCCAGGUGAGCGAGAUGGAGGUGAACGGGCAGUUCGAGUCGGUGUGCGAGUCGGUGUUCAGCGAGCUGGAGUCACAGGCAGUGGAGGCCCUGGACCUGCCGAUGCCCGGCUGCUUCCGCAUGCGGAGCCACAGCUACGUGCGCGCCAUCGAGAAGGGCUGCUCGCAGGACGACGAGUGCGUGUCGCUGAGGUCUUCCUCCCCGCCGCGUACCACCACCACCGUGAGGACCAUCCAGAGCAGCACGGGUGUCAUAAAACUGAGUUCUGCAGUUGAAGUGUCAUCUUGCAUUACAACAUAUAAGAAGACACCACCUCCAGUCCCACCCAGAACUACCACGAAACCUUUCAUUUCUAUCACAGCCCAGAGUAGCACAGAGUCGGCCCAGGACGCCUACAUGGAUGGACAGGGCCAGCGAGGGGAUAUUAUCAGCCAGUCUGGACUGAGCAACUCCACGGAGAGCCUGGACAGUAUGAAGGCUCUGACAGCCGCCAUCGAAGCCGCCAAUGCCCAGAUCCACGGCCCAGCAAGUCAACACAUGGGCAACAAUGCUGCCACCAUCACCACCACCACCACCGCCAUGGCCACCAUCACUGCAGAGGACAGGAAGAAGGACCACUUCAAGAAGAAUCGAUGCCUGUCCAUUGGGAUACAGGUGGAUGAUGCUGAGGAACCUAACAAAACAGGGGAAAAUAAAGCACCUAGUAAGUUCCAGUCCAUAGGAGUGCAAGUAGAAGAAGAGAAAUGCUUCCGCAGGUUCACUCGAUCCAACAGUGUGACGACGGCCGUGCAGGCCGACCUGGACUUCCACGAUAACCUGGAGAACUCUCUGGAGUCUAUAGAGGACAAUUCAUGCCCCGGCCCGGUGGCCAGACAGUUCUCCCGGGACGCCAGCACCUCCACGGUCAGCAUCCAGGGCUCAGGAAACCACUACCACGCCUGCGCGGCCGACGAGGACUUCGAUGCGGAUUUCGACCCUUCCAUUCUGCCGCCCCCAGACCCCUGGAUUGACUCAAUCACCGAAGACCCCCUGGAGGCCGUGCAGAGGUCAGUGUGCCACCGGGACGGCCACUGGUUUCUGAAGCUUCUCCAGGCGGAGCGGGACCGCAUGGAAGGGUGGUGUCAGCAGAUGGAGAGAGAAGAGCGCGAGAACAGCCUGCCCGAGGACAUUCUAGGGAAAAUCCGAACUGCAGUUGGCAGUGCCCAACUUCUUAUGGCCCAGAAAUUCUACCAGUUCAGAGAACUGUGUGAAGAAAACCUGAAUCCCAGCGCUCAUCCAAGGCCCACCUCCCAGGAUUUGGCGGGGUUCUGGGACAUGCUGCAGUUGUCCAUAGAAAAUAUUAGUAUGAAAUUUGAUGAACUUCAUCAGUUAAAGGCCAAUAAUUGGAAACAGAUGGAUCCUCUUGACAAGAAGGAGCGAAGGGCCCCUCCUCCAGUGCCCAAGAAGCCGGCGAAGGGCCCCGCGCCGCUGAUCCGGGAGCGCUCGCUGGAGAGCUCGCAGCGCCAGGAGGCCCGCAAGCGCCUGAUGGCCGCCAAGCGCGCCGCGUCCGUCCGCCAGAACUCGGCCACCGAGAGCGCCGAGAGCAUCGAGAUCUACAUCCCCGAGGCGCAGACCCGGCUCUGA